Messenger RNA from Ahaetulla prasina, 7616 nucleotides. Its product is annotated as leukocyte elastase inhibitor-like. The transcript has 7 exons. NCBI's taxonomy places the organism in Eukaryota, Metazoa, Chordata, Lepidosauria, Squamata, Colubridae. Bases 154 to 1293 code for a protein of 379 amino acids. The record is from RefSeq and is a predicted model, not a curated record. Gene Ontology annotation, biological process: negative regulation of endopeptidase activity. Gene Ontology annotation, molecular function: serine-type endopeptidase inhibitor activity.
GCUACCACCUCGCCAGUUCCAGAACCCCCCCCCCCGCGCUCCCUUCCUUGCAAAGUCAAGACCCGGGAUCUGUGCGGCUGUGGCUCUGUGCGCAUCCAACUCACCUUCAGCAUCGCCGCUGGUCUUCUCUCGGCAGCUUUCCCGUUCGUCGCUAUGGAUAAACUGGCUGAUGCAAACUCGCAGUUUGCGCUGGAUCUUUUCCAAAAGUUGAAGGAAGCCCACCCAACCGGCAACGUUUUCUUUUCUCCGCUCAGUUUAUCGUCCGCACUGGCCAUGGUCGUCUUAGGGGCCCGGGGUAACACAGCCUCGGAACUCUUGAAGACACUUCAUUUUGAUGGUGUUGAAGACCUUUAUUCAGUAUUUCACACGCUCAAUGAUAAAAUUAACGGAAGCAAUGCACCUUAUAUAUUGAAACUUGCUAAUAGGUUGUAUGGAGAAAAAACGUUCAACUUUUUGUCUGAUUUCUUGACUAGCACCCAGAAUUUGUAUGGAGCUGAAUUAUCCGCAGUAGAUUUCUCAAAUGCUCCAGACAAGGCAAAAAAGGAAAUUAAUCAAUGGGUUGAACAGCAGACUGAAGGUAAAAUCCCAGAGUUGUUGUCUGGAGCAUCCAUCAAUCAUAUGACUAAAUUGGUUUUGGUGAAUGCUGUCUACUUUAAAGGCAACUGGGCAAAGCCAUUUAAAGAAAAAAAUACUAAAGACAAGCCUUUUAGACUAAAUAAGAGAGAAAAGAAGAAUGUGAAGAUGAUGUUUAUGAAAGAGAAACUUCCUUUUCGUUAUAUCCCUGAAUGCAAGUGUCGUGUGCUGGAACUGCCAUACAAGGGAAAGGAUCUUAGCAUGAUCAUCCUUUUGCCUGACAGCAUUGAGGAUAAUUCCACAGGCCUGGAACAGCUGGAGAAGCAGCUUACUUUGGAAAAACUGCAAGAAUGGACCCAGCCUGAAAAUAUGAAUUCCUGCAUGGACGUCUAUAUACAUCUACCUAAAUUUCAGCUAGAAAAGAACUAUGAUCUUGAAUCUUACUUUGCAGCACUGGGGCUAGUAGAUGUGUUUGACAGUGGCAAGGCUGAUUUGUCUGGAAUGUCAGGAGCUCAGGAUCUCCAUGUGUCUAAAAUUGUCCACAAGUCCUUUCUGGAAGUAAAUGAAGUGGGCACUGAAGCAGCAGCAGCUACUGCUAUACCCGUGGCUUAUUGUCGGCCCAUGGAGGAAAAUUUUAAUGCUGACCAUCCUUUUCUAUUUUUUAUCCGUCAUAAUCCAACAAACAUGAUACUUUUCCUUGGUAGAUUUGCUUCUCCAUAAAGAGUAUCAUAAGUCAUAAAACCAACUUCCAGCCUCCUAUAAUAUACAUGUUUCUCUGCCUGCUUAGGGGAAUUGUCAUGAACAAGUUGGGUUCCUCCACAUAUUUUCCAUCUUCAAUUUUCUUGAACUCCUGAGUCUGUUAACAGGUUUUAUGUGUCACUUUGCUCUGAAGGGAAGCUAUCUCUAAUCUAAGAUAUUCAGGUGUGUUUGACUGGAGUUCCUUUAAUUUCCAACUAGAUAGGAAUUCUUGGAAUUGUGGUUUGAGCUGUUUGGAAGCCACCAGGCAAGGGGCAGCUACUGUGCAUUGUAUUUGUAAAACGAAUAACACAUGAAUUAUUGGAAUAAAGUUGGCUUUCAUUCAGCAUAAGUGUCUUUGAUCCAGACUCCUUUGUUCUUGAAAAUCAUUGAUAAUAUAGAAUCCAGCUCAGUUCAAAUCCAAGGCAAACCAUUCAAUAUCACAGUAGUUCAAGUCUAUGCCCCAACUACUGGUGCUGAAGAGGAUGAAACUGACCACUUCUGUGAAGCCCUACAGCACCUUGUAGAAUUAACACCAAAAAAUGAUGUCCUUAUCAUCAUGGGGGAUUGGAAUGCUAAAGUAGGAACCGGAAUAACAGGCAAGUUUGGCCCUGGAGUACAAAAUGAAGCAAGGCACAGGCUGAUAGAAUUCUGUCAAGAUAAUAUGGUGGUCAUAGCAAACAGUCUUUUCCAACAACCCAAGAGACGACUCUACACAUGGACAUCACCAGACAGUCAACACAGAAAUCAGAUUAACUAUGUGCUCUGCAGCCAAAGAUGAAGAAGCUCUAUACAGUCAGUAAAGACAAGACCAGGAGCUGGUUGUGGCUCAGAUCAUGAGCUUCUCAUUGCAAAAUUUAGACUUAAAUUGAAGAAAGUAGGGGAAAGCACUAGACCACUCAGAUAUGAACUAAAUCAUAUCCCUGAUGAAUAUACAGUAGAGGUGACAAAUAGAUUUAAGGAAUUAGAUCUGAUAGACAGAGUGCCUGAAGAACUAUGGACAGAGGUUCGCAACAUUGUACAAGAGGUAGCAACUAAAACCAUCCCAAAGAAAAAGGCAAGAAAGCAAAAUGGUUGUCUGAGGAAGCUUUACAAAUAGCUGAGGAAAGAAAGGAAGCAAAAGGCAAGGGAGAAAGAGAAAGAUACACCCAGUUGAAUGUAGAAUUCCAGAGAAUAGCUAGAAGAGAUAAGAAUGCAUUCUUAAAUGAACAGUGCAAAGAAAUAGAAGAAAACAAUAGACUAGGGAGGACCAGAGAUUUAUUGAAGAAAAUUGGAGAUAUGAAGGGUUUCAUGCAAAGAUGGGCAUGAUAAAGGACCAAAUAGCAGGGACCUAACAGAGGCAGAAGAGAUUAAGAAGAGGUGCCAAAAUUAUACAGAAGAAUUAUACAAGAACAAGCUUAACAUUCCUGAUAACCAUGAUGGGGUGGUCACUGACCUCGAGCCAGACGUCCUAGAAUGUGAAGUCAAAUGGGCCUUAGGAAAUCUGAGCAACAACAAAGCUAGCGGAAGUGACAGUAUUCCAGCUGAGCUAUUCAAAAUCUUAAAAGAUGAUGCAGUAAAAGUGCUACACUUAAUUUGCUAGCAAAUUUGGAAAACUCAACAGUGCCACAGGAUUGGAAAAGAUCAGUUUACAUUCCAAUUCCACAGAAAGGCAAUGCCAAAGAAUGUUCAAACUAUCGCCCCAUUGCACUCAUUUCACAUGCUAGUAAGGUUAUGCUUAAAGUCCUACAAGCUAGGCUCCAGCAGUAUGUGGAUCAAGAACUACCAGAAGUACAGGCAGGAUUUCAAAGAGGCAGAGGAACUAGAGAUCAAAUUGCCAACAUACGCUAGAUCAUGGAGAAAGCUAGGCAGUUCCAGAAAAACAUCUACUUUUGCUUCAUUGACUAUGCUAAAGCCUUUAAUUGUGUGGAUCACAACAAAUUGUGGCAAGUUCUUUUUUUUUAAUACAAGUUUUAUUGGUGUUUUAAAUCCCCCCCCUCCACAUGGACACAAUUCAUGAACAGAGUAUUGAGAUUGUCUUAUCGUAUACAUUUCAAAAUAUUCAAAUAUAUUUUUCUUAGUUACAAUUUUUGCCAAAAUAUUCUUUUUUCCCCCUAGUUUUUUAUUCCUUUCCUAAUAUUUCCUUGAUCAUUUUAUUAAAUCACAUCUUUUUUCGCCCUUCGUUUUCUAAUUUCUCCAUUUUUAUUCAUAUUCAUUCCCUUUCAUUCCUUUUUUUUAACUAUUUCAAUUUUUAUUCUUCGAAUAUUUUUGGGGUUGUCUUUCCUCCAUUUCCUUUUCACAGCAAUCUUUUCUUCUCCUUACACUCCUUUCCCUCCCUCCUUUCUUCGUACCUCCUUUCUUCUCCCCUCCUCUCCUACUCCUUCUCUACUUCCCUUUCCCUUCUCCUCCUCCUCCCUACUUUCUCUCUAUCUAACCUUCUUUCCUACACUUAUUUCCCUUACCUUACCUCCUUUCCUCUUCCCUUUCUUCUUUCUCUCUCCCUCUUUCUCCCUUCCAUUUCUCUCCUUCUUAUCUCUCCAUUGCUGUAUCUAUUUUCAAUAUCUCUAAUGUCCAGACAUCUGCAAUUCUCUCAUUUAUUACACAUAUUUUUCAAACCUCCUCUCCUAUAUUUUAAACCUUAACAUUGUCUUCAUCUUAUUCCAUUUAUAUCAUAGUCAAUUAGUACAACUUUCCAUUUCUUUUUUCUUAAUAUUUCUAUUCAAGAUUCAAUACUUAUUAUUUUCUUCCAACAAUGUACAUCAUUUACUAACAUUUCAAUUUUAUUCCCUUUUACAUCUUAAAUUUCAAUCAUCUUAAUUUGUAAACCGUGCCAUUCCAAAUUUCCUCUGCUGGGUUUUCCAUUCUUUUAUAAAUUUAAAAUUUUUCUUAAUCAUCAACUUCAAUUUUUUCGCAUUCCAUGCAUUGUCCAACACACACAAAAAGAAAAAAAAAGAAAAAGAAGGAAGCAAAUCUAUCACUACUUUGAUUUCUUUUCUUUUAUUCAUUUUUCUCCUAUUUCUAACCAUUUUCUUUCAGUCUCUCCCAGAUCCCAUCUCUUAAUAUUUUUCUCCCUUUCUUCCCUUCUUUCAUUUUCUUCUUUCUCUCUUUCUUGUUUCCUCUUUUCACUUUUCUUUUACUCUUUUGAUGUACCCCCUCAAUUUUUCUCUAUUUCCUCCUCUUCUCUUUAAUCUUUCACUGCUAAUCCCAGUGUAAUCAUAUGUUUUUUCACUGUUUUUCUCACUUUUUAAAUUUUCCUUCUCAAUCUUUUCUUUUUCAUUCCCCCCCCCACCUCUUUUUUAAGGUCUUUCCCUCUCUCCAUUUUUAUUUUUUCACUAUUAGUCCCAAUAUGAUCAUCUAUAUUGUCCUCAUUAAUUUCUUUUCUAGCAUUAUAUCUCAUAAUUUCCUCAUUUUCUCUUUUUUUAUUUUUAAGCCAUAAUUCUGCUUGUUUAUUUCCAUUAAUAGACUCUCGGACCAUCAAAAGCAUCUCCCAGAAUUCCUCCCAAUUCUCCAUAUUUUCAAUACAAGGAGAAAGACUUUUUAAAUUUAUUUAUCUUAAUUUAUAUAUAGUCUAAAUUCCAGUUUAUUACUGUUGGAAGAAAUAUCCAUCUGGGUUCAGUUCCAAGUGGGGACAAAGACACUGGAAACAUGGAGGCUGCUUGGAAAGAUGGUUUAAUGGUGGUCAGGAUCACAUGGCUUGAGUUCCUGAACAGAAAAGGGCCCGAGAUCCUGUGUGCUCCCUGGUUUUAUGAUUUUUCUGAGCUUUGACCUUUCUGGGGCACAGGAAGAGUAUCCUGAUUGGUUGUCAGACUCCCAGGGGGUGGGGGUCUUAGCUAGCCUUGCUGGCUGUCUCUCAAGCUUGCUUGAGCCUUGCCAUGUGGUGAGUUUCAGUUGUAUUGUGUUGCAAAUCAUGGGGGGAUUGAGUGAGCUUGGUUGAAGCCUUAAUUGCCCAUUGACAAAGGUGGGGAGAAUGAGUGAGCUUAGCUGAGGCUUUUAAUGGCCCAUUGACAAAGGUGGGGGGGGGAGUCAGGAAGUUGCAGGGAGCUCCUUUGUCUUUAAAAUAUGUUUCUCCAUUUCUCAUCCAGGAAGGUAUAAUAUUCUGCUUUUUAAAAUAUUUCCUAGAAUAUUUCAUUCUUCUAGGAGGGGGGUGGGUGCUAAAUUCCUACAUUACUUUAACUUAGCCCAAAUUCAAGUCUCUUUUUUUUUUUUUCUUCUUUGUUUCUGGAAGAGUCCAAUUCCAAAAUAUUUUAAAACUGUUUCAGUUUAAGGAUCUGUUCCACUCCCCCUUUUUCUUUUACAAUCUCACGACAGCUGUUAAAACAACUUCUUCCUGAUUUUCCCAGUUGAUCUGGAUGGUGUGAUACUUUCUUUCCUCCAGCAGAUGUCUCUUUCCAAUUCACAAAUGCUUCAGCAACAAAAUGUUCGUUGUUAAUCCACAAAGUUUCUUAUUCCAUCCUAGUUCUUUUGUUAGCAAACGAUGUUUUCUUUCAAUUUCCUGUUCCUUUUAAUAUUUAAUCUCUUCCAAAGCCAAAUUAAAAUUCAGAUGGAAAGUCCUUUUGGGGCUUUAAUUACAAAGUUCCAUUUUACUUUUAUUUUCUUCUAUUUAUACUUCCACAUGCCAAUUUAGCCACUGAUUUCCAAUUAAGAACUUCUUUUAAGCUUUAAUAGAUUUUCUUCUUACCUAUGGUAUUGGCAAAUCACUUUUCCGGUAAGAAUACUCCGUUCAAUUGCCUCUCUUGCUCCAAUCUUUUGGUGUGGCUGCCCCAGCUUGUGACAGCUCUAAUGGCUGUUUUCCCAUGCCACAAAGUCAGAGGCUAAUGUCAGCGCUCCAAGGAAUUUGCCACUUCCCUGUUCGCACUGAUCCAUGCCUCCUUUCUUCGCUGUCUUUCCAAGACAGCUAUGGUCCAUGAAGGACCCCCAAAACGAUUGGAAUAUUGCCGUUCCUCCGGAGCCCUGGGGAAUCGCCAUCCCGCAGCGGCCUUGGCCAUGCCUUCUCUCCCCUGUGGCAAGUUCUUAAAGAGAUGGGAGUACCAGAUCAUCUUAUUUGUCUCUUGAGAAGCCUAUAUGCGGGUCAAGAAGCAAAGUGAGAACUGGACAUAGAACCACUGAUUGGUUCAAAAUUGGAAAAGGAGUCCGGCAAGGCUAUAUACUGUAGCCCUGAUUAUUUAACUUAUAUGCAGAGCAUAUCAUAAGAAAGACAGGGCUAGAUGAAUCAAAAGUUGGAGUUAAGAUUGCUGGGAGAAAUAUCAACAACCUCAGAUAUGCAGAUGAUACCACUCUAAUGGCAGAAAGCGAAGAGAAACUAAAGAGCCUCUUGAAGCGGGUGAAGAAAGAGAGUGGAAAAGUUGGCUUGAAACUCAAUAGAAAGGAAACUAAGAUCAAGGCAUCCGGCCCUCUCAAUUCCUGGCAAAUAGAUGGGGAAGAAAUGGAGGUAGUGACAGAUUUUAUUUUCCUGGACUCCAAUAUCACUGCAGAUGGGGACUGCAGCCAAGAAAUUAAAAGACGCUUGAUCAUGGGGAGGAAAGCUAUGGCAAAUCUAGACAGCGUACUAAAAAGCAGAGACAUCACUCUGCCAGCAAAAGUGUGUAUAGUCAAGGCUAUGGUUUUCCCAGUUGCAAUGUAUGGCUGUGAAAGUUGGACCAUAAAAAAGGCUGAACGCCGAAGAUUUGAGGCCUUUGAACUCUCGUGCUGGAGAAGACUCCUGCGAGUUCCUUGGACUGCAAGAGGAUCAAACUGGUCAGUCCUAGAGGAGAUCAACCCUGACUGCUCUUUAGAAGGCCAGAACCUGAAGAUGAAACUCAAAUACUUAGGCCCCCAGUGAGAAGGAAGGACUCACUGGAGAAGAGCCUAAUGCUGGGAAAGAUUGAGGGAAAAAGAGGAAAGGGAUGACAGAGAACGAGGUGGCUGGAUGGAGUCACCGAAGCAGUAGAUGUGAGCUUAAAUGGACUCCAGAGGAUGGUAGAGGACAGGAAGGCCUGGGGGAAAUGUUGUCCAUGGGGUCGCAACAGGUCGGACAUGACUUCACAAUUACAACAACAAUAGAAUCCAGAAAGUGACUUCUUUUUUGUUCUUAAAAAUGCAAAACAAUUUGGCACUUGUCUUAGUAAGUAUCUUAUGAGAAAUUAUGGCACAACUUUUCUUAUCAUUCAGUAAAAGCAGAAUUGUUCACAUAUUUCACUAGUGACCUUAUUUCACUAGUGACCUUAAUCUACCUUAAUCUACUUUUUGUCCGCAUUCUCUCUCCUCAGUAAAUCUGAACUACAUACUGUUGUUCAUCCUUCAGGCAUUCAUUUUAUUGAAGGCAGGUGUGAAAUAAAGAAAUUCUAAUGACA